Strongylus vulgaris is the source of this 369-nucleotide messenger RNA. NCBI's taxonomy places the organism in Eukaryota, Metazoa, Nematoda, Chromadorea, Rhabditida, Strongylidae. The record is from the annotation of a GenBank genome assembly.
AUGUUUGAGAUCGGUUUGAUGAGGGAUCGAGCAAAUCUCCAGCGUGCUGCUGUACUAACGUCUCUACAUCGCAAUGUUCUUGAUUUGACGGUCAGCAUAGCAGAUGCAGUCAGCCGCGCAAUAAUGGAUUUUGAAAAUCAAAUGGUUAAGGCAGAUAGUAUUGAUGCAGUGCUCCAACUCCAGAAAGACGUCGUGUAUCAGAUAUUCAAGGAAAGUCGACUAGAUCAAUGGAAAAAGGUCGCAUAUCUACAACGCUUGGUGGACCUCAUCUCCACGCAUGGUCUCAAUGGACUCAUGUACUCCACGUCGCUGAGCGAGGAUUACUACGUAAUACUGGAAGAUGUGGAGUCCAUGCAACUUAUUGAAUAG